Molecule: messenger RNA, 567 nt
Organism: Penaeus indicus
Lineage: Eukaryota; Metazoa; Arthropoda; Malacostraca; Decapoda; Penaeidae
Exons: 2
Coding region: 1-567 (188 amino acids)
Source: RefSeq, a predicted model, not a curated record
AUGACGCCCACGCCCGAGGCAUAUUCACUUAUCAUCACGCCCACUACCCGCACCUUCCAAGCUUCUUUUGACAUAGAUGCCACACGCCCAUACCCACGCCCAUAUCCCGCCAAUCUCCACGCCCAUCCCCACGCCCAUAUCCGCGCCCAUACCCACGCCCGUUCCCACGCCUACGUUCAUACAUGCCCAUCUCCACACCCAUCCCCACGCCUAUACCUGCCCACGCUCUUACUCACUCUCACACUCACGCACGCCCAUAGCCCCUCCAAUCCCCACCCCCACGCCCAUACCCACACCAAUACCCACGCCCUCUCCCACGCCCAUACCCACGCCCAUCCCCACGCUAUUCCCACGCCCAUCCCCACACCCAUCCCCACACCAAUACCCACACCCAUACCCACACCCAUACCCACGCCCUUUCCCACGCCCAUACCCAUGCCCUCUCCCACGUCCAUACCCACGCCUACGCCCACGUCUCAAUCACAGCUCCUGGAAAAUGGCUUCGUUUCACCGGAAGGAGGAGACAAGCCUUCUCCUCCAGGAAAUGUUCACAAAAUUGGGAAUUAA